GCAGAGUUGCCCAUGUUCUUUCCAGCGAGGGGAUGUCGGUGGGUGCUCCCCCCCACUGACCUGCUGUCUCGCAGGCGGUACUCAAGGGAUGCCGAGGGCAGCUGGUUCCGAUCCCUCUUCGUGCACAAGGUGGACCCCCGCAAGGACGCCCAUUCCAACCUUCUCUCCAAGAAGGAGACCAGCAACCUCUAUAAGAUUCAGUUUCACAAUGUGAAGCCGGAGUGCCUGGAUGCCUACAACAGCCUGACAGAGGAGGUGCUCCCCAAGCUCCACUCAGAUGCUGACUACCCCUGCGACCUGGUGGGGAACUGGAACACAUGGUACGGCGAGCAGGACCAGGCAGUGCACCUCUGGCGCUUCUCGGGCGGGUACCCGGCCCUCAUGGACUGCAUGAACAAGCUCAAGCAGAAUAAGGAGUACCUGGACUUCC
Pelecanus crispus (Dalmatian pelican) is the source of this 430-nucleotide messenger RNA. NCBI's taxonomy places the organism in Eukaryota, Metazoa, Chordata, Aves, Pelecaniformes, Pelecanidae. The record is from RefSeq and is a predicted model, not a curated record.